AUGCAGUGGAUGAAGGAAGCCCAGAGGCACAAGCGCAGGAUCAUAAUUGGAGUGGCAGCAGUGUCCAUCGUGGUCCUGAUCCUUGGUCUCGGUCUCGGUCUGGGACUGGAACUGCAGAGAUGUCAAGACAAAGGUGCUGUGUGUCAGUGGGAAUGCACCAAGCUGCGCUGCGGAGAGAAGCGUCUUCCUCAGAGCCGCUGCCACUGCUCCGACGACUGCAAGGCGGCCGGAGACUGCUGCUCCAACUACUACAGCGUCUGCCACGGAGAGACACAGUGGGUGGAGGAUCAAUGUGACGACCUGACAACACCAGUGUGUCCAGCAGGCUUUGACGCUCCGCCGCUGCUCCUGGUCUCGCUGGACGGACUCCGGGCCGAAUACAUGGCGUCCUGGAGCGGACUGCUGCCGGUUCUGGACAAACUCCGAACGUGUGGAACCUCAGCUCCGUACAUGCAGUCUGCCUUUCCCACCAAGACCUUUCCAAACCACUACACCAUCGUCACGGGUCUGUACCCCGAGUCCAGCGGGCUGAUCGACAACCUGAUGUACGACCCGGACCGGGACGCCACCUUCAGCCUGUCCAGCUCCGAGAAGGAGAACCCGGCCUGGUACCUGGGACAGCCGAUUUGGCACACCGCCCGGUACCAGGGACUGAAGUCUGGAACCUUCUUCUGGCCCGGGUCAGAUGUCAAGAUCAACGGCAGCUACCCAGACAUCUACAUGCCGUAUGACGGCAAAGUGCCGUUCGAGGAGCGGGUCUUCACGGUGCUGAAGUGGCUGCAGCUGCCAGCGGAGGACAGACCGGACUUCUUCACGCUGUACCUGGAGGAGCCGGACAAGUCCGGACACAGCUUCGGUCCCGUCAGCGGGGGGCUGAUCACCUCCAUCCAGGCCGUGGACAAGAUCAUGGGGCAGCUCAUGAACGGCCUGAAGCAGAUCGGAUUACACCGCUGCAUCAACAUCAUCGUGGUGGCCGAUCACGGGAUGGAGGAGAUGAGCUGCGAGCGGAAGGAGGCCAUGCAGGAGCUGCUGGGAGACACCAGCCACUACUUCGUGGUGGAGGGACCGUUCGGCCGCAUCCGGGCCCGGAACAAGGACUUCGUCAUGGACUCUGCUGCUGUUGUGGCCAACAUGACGUGUAAGAAGCCGGACCAGAAGACCAGACCGUACCUGAAGGCCCACCUGCCGAAGCGCCUCCACUUCGCCAACAGCCGCCGCAUCGAAGACGUGGGAGUCCUGGUGGAACCGCGCUGGCUGUUCGAGAGGAAUUCAGGAUCUCUGACUUUCUGCUCCGGAGGGAAUCACGGCUGGGACAACGACCUGGACAGCAUGCACGCCUUGUUCCUCAGCUUCGGGCCGCAAUUCCAGUCCAGAACCGAGGUGGAGCCGUUCUCCAACAUCGAGCUGUAUAACCUGAUGUGCGAUGUCCUGAACAUUUCCCCCGCCGACAACAACGGGACCCGCGGCAGCCUGAACCACGUCCUGAGGACGCCCCCCUUCAGCCCGGCGCCGCCCGCCGAGCAGAGCGUCCCGGAUCAGUGUCCACUGCUCAGCCUGGACCCCGAAGACCCCCUGGGGUGCUCCUGUCCAGGCCUGGCUGGAAGCUCCGUCAACGCUCGGCUGAAUCUGACGGCGGAGGAAGCGACGGCGGCGGAGAGGAAGCACCUGCCGCUGGGCCGGCCGCGGAACCUGCAGCCGGGCCAGAGCUACUGCGUCCUGCGGCACCGCGGCUUCGUCAGCGCCUUCAGCCGCCGGACCAGCAUGCCGCUGUGGAGCGCCUUCACCGUCGACAAGCCGUCCGACCUGGACCCGCUGCCUCCAGUGACGUCGGACUGUUUGAGACCGGACGUUCGCAUCCCGCCGUCUCAGAGCCAGAGCUGUGAGGACUACGCUGGCGCCGGGGACCUGGUCCCGGCCUUCCUGUACCCCCCCAAUCUGAACUCGACGGCUGACGAGCGGUUCGACGCUUUACUGAUGAGUAACGUGGUUCCCAUGUUCCGCCAGUUCAAGAGAAUCUGGGACUUCUUCCAGAACACGCUGCUGAAAAAAUAUGCAUCUGUUUACAACGGCGUUACCGUGGUGACGGGCCCCGUCUUCGACCAGGACUAUGAUGGACGGGCGGACCAGGACCAGAACCAGCAGUUGGUUCCUGGUACCAACGUCUCGGUUCCCACUCAUUACUUUGUGGUGCUGACGAGCUGCAGGGAUUUGAACCGGCCACCCAGCGGCUGUGAGGGAGAACUGCAGACCGUCAGCUUCCUGCUGCCGCACAGAGACACCAACUCAGAGAGCUGCAGGCGUCUCCUCACUAUGUUCGUGUACCUCCUCCUCCUCGCGGUGUCCGCGUGCCUGCGCGCGGCCCCGGCGGACGGCGCCGCCGCGCCGCUCCUCACCUUCUUGGACCGGGACCCGAUCACGGGCGCGCCGGUGCGCUGCGACCGCUGCCCGCCGGGCACGUACCUGCGCAGCCGCUGCUCGUCCACGCGGAGGAGCGUGUGCGAGCCGUGUCCCGAGGGCUCCUUCACCGAGCUGUGGAACCACGUCGAGCACUGCCUGCGGUGCCGCGCGUGCGGGUCCCGCCAGGUGGAGAAGGCGGCGUGCACGGCCCAGAGCGACUGCCAGUGCGAGUGCGAGUCCGGGUUCUACUUCAGACCGGAGCACGGCGGGUGCGUGCGUCACAGCGCGUGUCCGCCCGGACACGGAGUGGUGGCAGCAGGGACGCCUGACCGGGACACCGUCUGCCAGGUGUGCAGCAACAACACCUUCUCAGACGUUAGCUCCGCCCACCUGGGCUGUGAGCCGCAGCAGAACUGCAGCGCCGGCGGAAUGCAGCAGCUGCUCCGAGGCUCCUGCUGGCACGACAGCGUGUGUGGCGACUGCCGGCAGCGGCGGGACGGCGCCCUCUACCUGAAGCAGAUCCUCCCGGCGGUCCUCCUCCACCACCAGCUCAGCGCCAAGCAGCUGCGCCGUGUCGUCAACAAGCUCCCGGCCGCCGCCGGCAGGAAGCAGGGGGGCGUGGCCCAGCCGGACGCCGCCCAGCUCCUCCGGCGGAUCGGGGCGUGGCUGGAGUCGGCCCCGUCCCACCGGAUCCGGGAGCUUCCCGCCAUCCUGAGCAGGGCGGGGGCUGGUCUGGCCGCCGAGUGGCUGCAGGUCAAACUGCGGAACAUCGACGAGGCUCUGGAGGCCUGCGGCCCGGAGAACGCAGACCCAACGUCAGGAACGCCGAGCUAAAGGAAAACUACUGAUCCGGUUUCCAGUUGUUCUUCAGCCGUUUGCCAUUUAAGAUGCGCUGCAGGAGCAGAACCGUUCAGUGAAAGAAGAGCCCUCGAUCCUCAGCUGCAGAGCUUCAGACAGACAAAGUCAGGAAACACAUGGCGGGACGUUUCCUGAUCGCUGUGAUCAGCUCCAUGUCCGGCUGUGCAGCUUUCAGAGGAACUGAGAACCCCUGAAACCUGGAACCUGGAACCUGGAACACCUGGAACCUGUGGCUCGGCCUGACGAGUAUUUUAGUCAUUGAUUAAUAGCUUGAUUAUUUUUACUGUCAAUUGCUUUUAAAAAAAGACAGGUUUGUAAUUUUCUCCUCUUUACAGAAGUUUUGUUCUGACAGCGAAUGCAGACAAACUGAAGCUGCUCCUCAAUGUUCUGCUCAAAUUAUAUUAAAUCUACACGUUCGUGAAAUUUCUUUAAACCAGCAAAUGUACAUAAAAUUCCGGAAACACCCCCUGGGGGGUCCAAGGGCCUCAGCUUGAGAACCGCUGCUUUAUGCAUACUCUUAUGUUUCAAACCCUUUGCUGUUGCUGCACUGUGUUUUAAACUGAAGCUCGUUUCCCACCGGCCAAAAAACCAGUUUGAACCCGCUGACCCCCGGCUCCUCCUGGCAGGGUGGGAGGGUUCAAUCAGCACUGGACCCGGGUCGGUCCACCCUGCAGUCGCCCCGGCGUUUUAACGGCUCGGCUUCUUUUAGUGGGAGGGGCUAAAGGGAGUGUGAAAGGCAGACCGGGGUCAACGCUGCAAUUUACGAGAUGACGUCGACGCAGCGUGGCUACGUUAGCGUGGCUACAAUAGCAUGGCGACGGUAGCAUGGCGACAGUAGCGUAGCUACGUUAGCGUGGCUACGUUAGCGCGCUAGUUGUUGUUUCUAGACACAGAGUGGGAUUUCCUUCGUCAAUAUGAGCCAGGUUUGGCAAGAUAGCGAGACCAGAGAGCUUCUCUGGAUCUGUGGGGAAGAGGAGAUUAAUUCAUGCAGUUUACUUUCGCUUUGCUCCGUCGCGCUGAUGAUGUCAUCAACGUGGGACACCAUCAGGGAAAAUGUGGCGACGUAGCUCGUCGGCGGGCGGUCGGACCCGGGUCUGCAGGCGGAGGGACAGGAGUCCAGAAGCUGAAUGUUAGCAGGUGGAGGACACGGCUCGACCCGCUGGCUGCAGUGGGACCGGGGUGGAACUGAAACGAAAGUGAAGGAUUUCUCGGUGUGUGUCGGCCGUCUGGGAGGGUUUGUGCGACGGUUCUGCAGCCUUCAUGACCGAAAGAGCAGCUUCAAGUGACUUUCAGCCAGUCUGGCUGUUUUGGAGCCAUAAAGAACAUCGAACCUCUAAAACGAGGAGAAUGCGGCUCAGGAAGUCCACAUAUAGUUUAGAUUCACAAACAAAACCCAUCUUAUGAUGCAUUUAUGAAGUUAGGGAUCAGAGUAGGAACAUUUUAUUUAUUUAACCUGUUUUUCCCCUGAUUUUAACAGUCUGGCUCCUGUUUUCAAGUAUUUUUUGAUGAUAUUUUAGAAAUUUUAGCCGUUUUAACCAUUUUACCUCUUUUUGAGCAGUUUUGCGUGUUUUUUUCUAAACAUAUUUAUGUUCUUUUAGAAAUUCUAGACAUUUCAUGUUUUUUUAAGACGUUCUAUUACUUUUUCCCCAUUUCUCGUGGCUUUAGCUAUUUGUCCUGAUUUCAGUUGCACCUUUUGAACUGAUGAAUCAUUCUGAAGAGUCCUAUGGUGUAUGAUAAUAAUAAAAAUAAGUUCGAUAUUC
Molecule: messenger RNA, 5015 nt
Organism: Salarias fasciatus (jewelled blenny)
Lineage: Eukaryota; Metazoa; Chordata; Actinopteri; Blenniiformes; Blenniidae
Product: venom phosphodiesterase 2
Exons: 27
Coding region: 1-3231 (1076 amino acids)
Biological process (GO): nucleoside triphosphate catabolic process
Molecular function (GO): metal ion binding; nucleic acid binding; protein binding
Source: RefSeq, a predicted model, not a curated record